GGGCGCGAUUCAUGGGAUGCGAGCAUGUCGGAGGUUGGAGAGCACCGGCCAGUCAACACAGACUACGCUGUCUCCGUUCUGGAGCAGCUUAAGUUCUUCUACGAACAAAAGUUACUGACUGAUAUCACACUGUUAGUGGAGGACAAUGAGUUUCCCUGUCACAAAAUGGUCCUGGCUACAUGCAGCUCUUAUUUCAGGGCCAUGUUUAUGAGUGGGCUGAGUGAAAGCAAACAGACUCACGUCCAUCUUCGAAAUGUGGAUCCUGCUACACUACAGACCAUCAUCACUUAUGCCUACACUGGCAACCUGGCAAUCAACGACAGCACUGUAGAGUCUCUCUACGAGACCGCCUGCUUCCUUCAGGUGGAAGACGUCCUCCUGCAGUGCCGCGACUACCUGGUGAAGAAGAUCAACGCUGACAACUGUGUACGCAUGCUGAGCAUCGGCGACCUGUUCAGCAGUAGCGAGCUGAAGCAGAGCGCUAAGCGUAUGGUAGAGCACAAGUUUCCGUUGGUAUAUCGACAGGAAGCUUUCCUGCAGCUCUCGCACGAACUCCUGCUGGACCUUCUCAGCAGCGACAACCUCAACGUGGAGAAGGAGGAGACGGUACGCGAGGCAGCCAUGCUGUGGCUUGAGUACAACAUGGAGGCGAGAUCGCAAUACCUCUCCUCCGUGCUCAGCCAAAUCCGCAUCGACGCUCUUUCUGAGGUCACGCAGCGUGCCUGGUUCCAGGGCCUUCCACCAAACGAUAAGUCAGUGGUGGUACAGGGUCUUUACAAGUCCAUGCCCAAGUUCUUUAAGCCUCGAUUAGGCAUGACUAAGGAAGAGAUGCUCAUCUUUAUGGAGGCUGAGUCUCCUAAUGACGGACAUCUGAUGGUGGGUGGGCUUCAACACACGGUGGUCUGUUACAGCCCCCAGGCUGAGAAGGUUUACAAGCUCUGCAACCCGCCGGGGGACCUGCAGAAGGUGGGCACCCUGGUAACCCCGGACAAUGACGUCUUCAUCGCAGGUGGUCAGGUACCACUGAAGAACGCGCUCACCAACCACGGCAAGAGCGGCAGCAAGCUGCAGGCCGCGUACCGUUCAGUGGACAGCUUCUACUGGUUAGAUGCGCAGCAAAACGCCUGGGUGCCUAAAACGCCCAUGCUGUGUGCCCGCACCAAGCCCUCACUGGUGUACUGCCAGGGUCACAUCUACGCAAUUGGCGGAGACAACGUCGGUGGAGAGCUGAACAAGCGAACGGUGGAGCGUUACGACUGUGAGAAGGAUGAGUGGAGCAUGGUAAGUCCGCUCCCUUGCGCCUGGAACUGGAGCGCCGCGGUGGCCGCUCACGACUGCGUGUACGUGAUGAGCCACGAUUUGAUGUACUGCUACUUCCCGCGUGCUGACACCUGGGUGGAGAUGGCCAUGCGCAAAACCAGCCGUUGUUUCGCCUCCGCCGCCGCGCUCGGUGAUCUGAUUUUUUACAUCGGCGGACUUCACGUGGUCAGCAACUCGGGAAUACGCCUACCUACCAGCACCAUCGACGGCUCUUCCGUUACCGUGGAGAUCUACGACAUCAACAAGAACGAGUGGCGAUUAGCAGCUAACAUCCCCGCCAAGCGAUAUUCGGACCCGUGCGUACGCGCCGUGGUACUGCUCAACACGCUGUGCAUCUUCAUGCGCGAGACGCACCUGAACGAGAGGGCGAAAUACGCCCUGUACCAAUACGACCUAGAGUUGGACCGGUGGUGCCUGCGACAGCCCGUCUCUGAGCGCGUACUCUGGGACCUGGGCAAAGACUUCCGUUGUGCCGUGGGCAAGCUUUACCCUUCCUGCCUUGAGGAGUCACCGUGGAAGCCACCCACUUAUCUCUUUUCGCCUGACGGAGCGGAGGAGUUUGAAGUAGACGGGGAAAUGGUGUCUUUGCCCCAUGUAUAGCUCUUGCCAUUCAA
Chanos chanos (milkfish) is the source of this 1934-nucleotide messenger RNA. It is a transcript of the gene kbtbd2, whose product is annotated as kelch repeat and BTB (POZ) domain containing 2. The record is from RefSeq and is a predicted model, not a curated record. NCBI's taxonomy places the organism in Eukaryota, Metazoa, Chordata, Actinopteri, Gonorynchiformes, Chanidae. Gene Ontology annotation, molecular function: protein binding. The coding region runs from base 25 to 1920 and encodes 631 amino acids. The transcript has 3 exons.